Molecule: messenger RNA, 1116 nt
Organism: Cornus florida
Lineage: Eukaryota; Viridiplantae; Streptophyta; Magnoliopsida; Cornales; Cornaceae
Product: protein ALP1-like
Exons: 3
Coding region: 1-1116 (371 amino acids)
Source: RefSeq, a predicted model, not a curated record
AUGGAUAUGUGGAACAAUAUAAGAAGAAUAAUUCAAUUAUAUGACGAUGAGGAGGAUAAUGAGAGUGUCUUAAUAUUUGCUGCUCUUUUAGAAGAGCAGAACUUCUAUCAAAAGAGGCGUUGUAGGGAUUCCAUUUUACAAGGGGAAACAUAUGUUAUGGAGAUUUUAAACGGCCAUAGAGAAAGAUGUUAUGAAAAUUUUAGGAUGUACCCUGAAGUUUUCAGAACAUUGUGUAGUACCCUGAAAGGUAUAGGGCUGAAGGAUUCUAAAUUUUUAACUGUUUAUGAACAAGUGGCAAUCUUUUUGCUCACUUUAUAUCAUAAUCAAAGGAAUCGUGUUGUAACAGAGAGAUUUCAACACUCCACUGAAACCAUUUCUAGACACUUCCAUGCUGUGUUGCAUGCAGUAUGUCAGUUGGGCACCCAUAUCAUUGCCCCUCCUAAUUUUUCUGUGAUUCCGAAUAAGAUUAGAGAGUCUUUUAGGUUUUACCCUUACUUCAGGCAUUGUGUGGGAGCUAUAGAUGGAACCCACAUUCCUGCAACUCUGCCAGCAAGUACACAACUUCCAUUUCGUGGUAGAAAGGGUUAUACUACACAAAAUGUAAUGGCUGUAUGUGACUUUGACAUGAGGUUCACAUAUGUGCUAGUUGGGUGGGAAGGCUCAGCUAAUGAUUCGAGAAUCCUAAAUGAGUGUACUGAAAAUGAGGCAAUGAACUUUCCAGCUCCACCAGCAGGUAAGUAUUAUUUGGUGGACUCAGGGUAUGCCAAUAAGCCUGGUUAUUUGGCCCCAUUUCGAGGUCAUACUUACCACUUUCAGGAAUACCGUAGGACUAGACAACCUCGUGGUCUGGAGGAAAUGAGAUUCGCUAUUUUGAGGGCAAUGCCUCCUUAUAAGUUUUCAACACAAGUAUUGAUUGUAAUGGCUUGUUGCACAUUACAUAAUUUCAUCAAAAAUCAGCAUCAGUCUGAUGACAUAUUUGAUGGUAAUGAUCCUCCUCAAAGUGAUGGUGAAGAUGAUAAGAUUGUUGAGCAUGUGCCUUCGGCUCAGCUUCGAGAAAUGGAUCAGUUGCGUAAUACUAUUGCUGAUCAAAUUUGGAAUUCUCUUCAGCACUCUUGA